AUGCCAAUGCCGUCAUAUACCGCUUCUGCUUUUUCAGAUCCGGAAGCUUUGUAUGGUCGUUUGGCUUGGCCGGCAAACAUCCCGCCAGCCAUGAGCUCACAACACCAGCACCACAUCGGUCCAGGCAAACUUCGGAUUCAGCUUCCGGAGCCCCGGAGCAGCCGCGCCGUUGCUUCUUCAGCGCUCGUCACGGCGCACGCCCCAGCCAUCCUCUUCCAAACAACUCCGGAAACCGCAUCGAAGCUCCUCAAUGGGCUGGCCAAGCGAUAUCGAAGCGCAUCUGUGAAGCGGAGUGGAGGUGCAAAGCUGGGUACGGUCCAGGAAUAUGCUACACCACAGUUGGGUAAGCGAAAGCGAGGAUCGAGGCACGCGCAGGAUGCUGGAACCGAUGAUGGAGAGGCGGAUCAGCUUAGUCUAGAGAACUAUGGGCAAGAGGUGCGAUCGAUUGAGAAGACCAGGAGAGUACCAGCUCACCAAUCCCUGGUGCUUGAAGAGGCGGACGAAGCACCAGAUGAGCUGUCCAUGUUGGACAACAGCGUAGCAAGUCAUAUCGGAAAAGGCACCGCACGAGUUGUUGAAGCAUCAUUGGAGACGCCUCUACCAAAAGCGAUUCGCAAUCGCGGUUCAAAUACAAGCAUUGUCGAUGCUGCGCCAAUCGCUCCGACGACAGAUCGAGCAGCAGUGGCAUCCUUUGUUGUUGAGCAGGAGCCUCCAAGGACGGGGAGCGUAUCGAGCCCAACGGUGCUGCCCCUCGAGACGCCUGUGGCUACUCGGCUGACUGGAUCACAAGAUCACAGCACCGCUUCCAAGCCUCAUCUCAAUGGGCCCAACAAACUUAUUAAUGCGGAAGAGGAGAGCGAGGACGAGCUUGGCCCACCUCAACCUGCCUGUUCCCACGGUGCUGGCGACUCCUUCGGCACCCUUCCUCCGCGCGAUGAAGUUAACCAAACCAUUCAGAUCCUAGAAACGUUACACGGGCAAAUAAGGCUCCCAAAUCUGCUAAACGCCUUAGAGCCUGACCAGUUUGAGGAAGCCUCGCCAGAAGCGCGAGCGGAGGAAGUUGAGGUCAACGAAUUGUCACCUGAGGUUGAUCGAACGAAACGGGAGCCGCUGAAGGCCAAUACUAGACAACUACAUGCUGUCCCCAUAUUCAUGCAAAGGCCAGAAUCCAUUGUGGACGAGGCGAUGGAACAAGACGACGAAGAGGAUAAGCUCGUACCUCGACCAGCACACAGACAAAGACCAAAACCCGCAAAGGCUUUCCACGAACGCUUAAAUGAGAAGUCACGGAAGAAAACGUCUGACCAUGAGCCACCAAAAAAGAAGGUGAAACUUGAGAGAGGACCAACUGAAUCUAUGGGUCUCAAAGGCUUUGCUGUAAAGGGUCUCACAGUCGUCGACACAACUCGCACCAUCAUCAAUAAGGUCCUCGACCAACGCCUUCAACGCUUUGUCGAGCAGAAGAACGGCGCGAAAGACGGCGACCAUGCUCGGACAGCAAAGCGCAACAUCAACCACUUUCUUGCGUACCGUGACAACUUUGAAAAGCGCAUCUUAGAGCUCCAAGACGCCAAUGGUUCGCUGAAUUUGCUCCAUUCGAAGGACAAGCAAUACAAACGCGAAGCUCGCACCUGCGUGAAGAGUACCUGAACGUGCAGCAACAGCGACACUGACGACGUCCUAUACGAGUUCUAACAGAAGAAGAGCGCAUCCAAUGAGCGACAAGAACUUAAUACAAGUAUGUGGGAGAUCUAGGCCACAAUCUAAGAGGGAACCAGAAGGCCAGAGCUGAAGGGAGAGAGAAUGAGGGUCCUGUGAUGCCGAUGAAGAUGUUACUAAAUGAUGUGACAGAGCAUUGGACGGGACGGCGGGGUACUCGGGACUGCGGAGUCUUGCGGUGGGCGGCGAACUGACUUGAGGGGAGAGCUUGAUCUGUUGUUGCGGAUUUUUCAGUUCGGGAGGAUACCUUGAAUUUGG
Molecule: messenger RNA, 1977 nt
Organism: Lindgomyces ingoldianus
Lineage: Eukaryota; Fungi; Ascomycota; Dothideomycetes; Pleosporales; Lindgomycetaceae
Exons: 6
Coding region: 1-1650 (549 amino acids)
Source: RefSeq, a predicted model, not a curated record